AUGGAGAAUACACCAAGUAUUACCGGAGGAGUAGCAAGAACAUCAGUAUUGAUUGCUGGUGGUAGAACUUUGGUAACCAAUUCAUUUAUAAAUGAACAACUAAAGAUCUCUGAGAAGCUUGAAGAGUCAUUUAUUCCAUACUAUGAGAAUGUCUACAAGAAAGAACCAUUUUACUCUGAGAUCAUCAAUGAUAAAGUUGCAUCUUUCGAUCCGUAUGCAUAUUUCUUUUGUUGUACAAAAGAAUCAGUUCAAAUUCUAAUGGAACAGUCGGAACAAUUCUUAAAUAUGAUUCCAACUCAGUUUGCUAGAAAUCAGUUGGCAAAGUAUGUUUUUUCAAAAAAAGGUUUAGAAUUCACAACCAUUGAAGAUGCAAAGAGAUAUUGUAUUGAAAAUUACACACCAGUUCAAUGUUUUGGUCUCAUGUAUUUGGAUUCAUUUAAUGUAAGAUUUGCACUCAGAAAUAAAUUCAUUGACCACAUUUUUAUGAUGCAUAUUAAAGAUCAAACCAUACAACAAUAUGUGAUUUUGGGUGCUGGUCUUGAUACACGUGCUCUAAGAAUGCCAUUCGGUAAAGAAUCGACGGUUUGGGAAAUUGAUUUCGCACAGACUUUCCAAUAUAAAGAAAUGAUUCUAAAUGAAGCAAUCAAAGUUAUUCCACCAAUUUCCAAAGCAAAACUUCAUCGUGUCACAAGCAAUGUAUUGGAGAGCAAACAAUGGAUUUCCAGUCUUGAAGAAACUGGAUUCGAUAAAACUAAACCAACUGCCUGGCUUUUGGAAGGUCUUGUCAUGUAUUUAACUGAAAAAGAUAUAGAGAUGUUGUGUCAAGAGGUAUCAUUAACCUCUGCCAGUGGAUCAUCGAUGGUGAUUCAAGCAACUGGUAAACGAGGAUUCAUGGGUAGAGUAAUGUCAUCGUUUUUGCCAACACCUUUGAGAAAUGAAUACAAAUCAGCAUCCGACAGACCUUGUGACUAUAUUACAAACUGUGGAUUUACCAACAAUGUUGAAAAUAACACUGAAACAGAUUUGUGCAAAAGAUAUGACUUUGACUAUGUUCGUUCUUUCAUGUCGAUGGAUACUGACUCUAUCAUUGCAAUUGGAUACAAACCAUACAUUGUAUUGGUUUCUGCUGAAACCAAUGAUGAUACUUGCUACAAAAACUAUGAACUAACAUUCAUACCAAAAGAUCAUCAGUAUCCAGUUGGAUAUCUAGUUGGUACGGCAUGUCGUACCCAAGCAUUGACUAUUCAGCGUAUUGAUGUCUACAACUUCAAAGGUGUUCCUAAUAUCAGUCAAAAUAUGAAUUACAUCAACAAAAGAAUAGAACUAGAGCGUAUAGUCGUUGAUUACCCAGGAGGAUACUUCACAGACACCAACAUUGAAUUAAGAAUUGUCCAUAAUCCACAAACAAAUGCUUAUGUAGCUAAUGUCUUUUAUCCAGUCAGUGCUUAA
Molecule: messenger RNA, 1449 nt
Organism: Heterostelium album PN500
Lineage: Eukaryota; Evosea; Eumycetozoa; Acytosteliales; Acytosteliaceae
Product: class I SAM-dependent methyltransferase
Exons: 3
Coding region: 1-1449 (482 amino acids)
Biological process (GO): methylation
Molecular function (GO): methyltransferase activity
Source: RefSeq, a predicted model, not a curated record